Molecule: messenger RNA, 2424 nt
Organism: Talaromyces stipitatus ATCC 10500
Lineage: Eukaryota; Fungi; Ascomycota; Eurotiomycetes; Eurotiales; Trichocomaceae
Product: DNA replication licensing factor MCM7
Exons: 4
Coding region: 1-2424 (807 amino acids)
Biological process (GO): DNA replication initiation; double-strand break repair via break-induced replication; DNA strand elongation involved in DNA replication
Cellular component (GO): MCM complex; nucleus
Molecular function (GO): ATP hydrolysis activity; single-stranded DNA binding; ATP binding
Source: RefSeq, a predicted model, not a curated record
AUGGCUCUCCUUCAAUAUCCUGCCCCGGUUGACUACGCCGCUCAACGGGAGGCCUUCAAGGACUUCUUGAAGGGCUUCAAGAGCUUCGAAUCAGCAUCAGAAGCCGCUGCGACGGAGGCCAUCCAGGGCCUGCGCAUUGAUGGCGAUCGUACUGAGGAUGAAUAUGAUUUCAUGGAUGAUGUUGAGACCCAGGGGGGCGCACCUCGUGAUCCCAAGCUGAAGUACAUGCGGAUACUCCAAGAUGUCGCAAACAGGGAUAGAAAUAAUAUCUUGAUUGAGCUGGAUGACAUAGCCACUUACGAGAAAUCUCUUCCUGAAGACACCGAUUUGAAGCUGGUGGAAUCCAUUCAAUCAAACACUAAGCGCUAUGUCGAUGUUCUCUCUGAAGCCGUCGAUGCUGUGAUGCCUAGAGAAACAAAAGAGAUAUCUUUUAAAGACGACGUCCUUGAUAUCAUCAUGUCGCAGCGAGACAGGCGAAACGAAACAGUUCGAAUGGCUGCUGAAGCCGAGAUGGAUGCCAGCCCACCGCAAGCGCUGUUUCCUCCCGAAUUGACACGUCGAUACACCUUGAACUUCAAACCUUUGACUGUGUCUGAGUCGAGCAGCGGACAAGGCUCAAAAGCACUGGCCGUCCGUCAUGUACGAGGAGAACAUCUCGGUAGCCUGAUUACUGUGCGUGGUAUUGUGACCCGAGUGUCCGACGUCAAGCCAGCUGUUAAAAUAAACGCAUAUACUUGCGAUCGAUGCGGUAGUGAAGUGUUUCAGCCUAUCACAACCAAGUCAUUCUUACCUAUGACCGAAUGCCCUUCUGAGGAGUGUGUUACCAAUAACUCCAAGGGCCAGCUGUUCCUAUCUACACGAGCCUCCAAAUUCGUUCCUUUCCAGGAAGUCAAGAUUCAAGAGAUGGCAGAUCAGGUUCCCGUUGGACAUAUCCCCAGAACUCUGACAGUACACUGCAAUGGCAGUCUAACACGUCAGUUGAACCCCGGUGACGUUGUCGAUAUUGCUGGAAUCUUCCUUCCCACACCUUAUACUGGCUUUAGGGCUAUUCGCGCUGGUCUAUUGACCGAUACUUAUCUGGAAGCGCAAUUCGUUACUCAACACAAGAAGGCCUACGACAGUAUGAUAAUGGACAGCCGAACAAUAAAGAGGAUGGAACAGUACAAGAAUUCAGGUCAGCUGUACGAAUAUCUUUCUCAGUCUAUCGCUCCUGAAAUUUACGGCCAUCUUGAUGUCAAAAAGGCCUUGUUGCUUCUGUUAAUCGGCGGUGUGAACAAGGAUAUGGCCGAUGGCAUGCAUAUCCGUGGAGACAUCAACAUUUGCUUAAUGGGUGAUCCUGGUGUGGCCAAAUCCCAGCUCCUCCGCUACAUCUGCAAGGUCGCCCCUCGUGGUAUCUACACCACUGGUCGCGGAAGCAGUGGCGUCGGUCUCACAGCUGCGGUUAUGCGAGAUCCAGUCACCGAUGAGAUGGUCCUGGAAGGUGGUGCUCUUGUACUUGCUGAUAACGGUAUCUGCUGUAUCGAUGAGUUUGACAAGAUGGACGACUCAGACCGAACCGCCAUUCACGAGGUUAUGGAACAGCAAACCAUUUCUAUUUCCAAAGCCGGCAUUACCACGACACUCAAUGCCAGGACGUCUAUUUUGGCUGCAGCUAACCCUCUGUAUGGUCGCUACAACCCUCGCAUCUCUCCCGUGGAAAAUAUUAACCUUCCUGCCGCCCUUCUCUCACGUUUUGACGUCAUGUUCCUUAUGCUGGACACUCCAUCCAGGCAUGACGACGAGCAGUUGGCAAACCACGUCACAUACGUUCACAUGCAUAACAAACAUCCAGAAACUUCCGAUACUGGUGUUGUCUUCAGCCCCAAUGAAGUUCGCCAAUUCGUGGCGCGUGCUCGCACUUAUCGCCCAGUAGUCCCCAAAGAAGUAUCGGACUACAUGGUCGGUGCCUAUGUGCGUAUGCGUAAACAACAAAAGAAGGACGAAGGAAGCAAGCGCCAAUUCUCGCAUGUCAGUCCUCGUACACUUCUCGGUGUGGUGCGUCUUUCACAGGCUUUGGCACGUUUGCGUUUCAGCGAUACUGUGGUCACCGAUGACGUCGAUGAGGCCCUUCGACUUGUUGAGGUUAGCAAGGCGUCCCUUUCCAAUGAAUCGAGCACAGAGGGAGACCAGACACCUAGCAGCAAGAUCUACAACCUCAUCCGUGGUAUGCGGGAGAGUGGCGCUGCUGCGGCUGAGGACGGACAAGAAGGAGAGCUCAGUCUCCGCAGAGUUAGGGAGCGAGUUCUUGCCAAGGGCUUCACGGAGGAUCAGCUCACGAAGACAAUCGAAGAAUAUCAAGAACUGGAUGUAUGGCAAAUUACCGGUAAUGGCACUCGUCUACUUUUCGUGGAACUUGAUGGCUUUGAUGACGAUAUGGAUAUAUAG